Messenger RNA from Acanthoscelides obtectus, 3467 nucleotides. The record is from the annotation of a GenBank genome assembly. NCBI's taxonomy places the organism in Eukaryota, Metazoa, Arthropoda, Insecta, Coleoptera, Chrysomelidae.
AUGCAAUCUGUGAAGUCCCAGCACAUGUGCUGUUUCCACAAAUUCCUAAAAUGUUUACCAAAAAAACUGGUAACUAGUAAAUGUAGACUCUCUUUGUCUUCUCAAUAAGCUAGUGUGUUUUCAGUACUCCAUGUUUCUUCAUUAGUCUAUGGAGUAGUCACUUAACUGUUUAAACUGAAACCUCAUUGUAGCCUAGCCUAGACCUUUUGACUUUCUUAUGAAGCUUAAGUGUGGUAAUCUUGGCUGAUUAAGCUUCAAUAUAGAAUAAAAAAAUAAGUUGUAUAAGACAAAGUUUUAGCCUCAGAAGAAGCUUUUUAAGUAUCAUAGAGUACUUUGUUUUAAUGGCAACAAUAUCCGAUUUUGCGAUGGAAAAAAGACACAUUCAAUAACCCUUAUCUCAUUUUCAUGUCCUUUGCUGUGAACAGCUGAACAGCUACUAGUUAGGUUAAAGGUAAAACCUAACUAGUGGCAUCUACAUCAAACUUUCCAGAUUACCCCCCUUAUACAAAUGUUUUCUGCAGGUAAACAGAAACCUUAUGAUAGUAAUGGUGGGGAAUGUAAAGUGAUCAGACGGACUGCAUCAUUAGAUACAAUUUAUUUAAAAGGACAAUGGCCACGAGAUAUUUUUUAUUGGAACAUUGGCAUGUUGCAAAUAGACAAAGCUACACAGACUGAUGAUGCAGAUUGGGUAGAUUUAAGGAAGAUACACAGUAUAUCAGAACUAGAAGAUACUGUAGAUAAACUAGACUCGAGGCAGACAAUUAAGGGUACCAAAGAUAGUGCACGGAGGAGUUCUCCCAGUGAAAAUACACUUAGUUCCAGUUCACAAACAUACCCAUGGUAUGUUCUAUCGCCAGUAUCGAAGUCGCUCCCAGUGACCUUGAAACCCCUCCCGCGCUCCUCGAUCCGCAGCAGCGUGGAGGGUCUGAACCAGGAGAUCGAGCGAAUUGUACUGCGCGACGAAUCGGGCAGCACCCUAGUGAGGCCUCCUAGCGGUGGAGGGCACAGCAGCGGACGAUGCUCGGAGGGCAGAAGGGCUCCGCUGGCGGAGAUGUUUCAUGGCGAAGGUUGGCGGUCGGUGGACACGCAAACGCCGGGGGCUGAUGAGCGGCAAGGUAGCGGGUCGUCGGAAGGGAGCGAGACGUCCAGUCCCGACCAAGAAACGAACAGACUCGGCUCCUCUCCUCAAAUCAACCGAUUCCUCGCCCGGGAACCUCCAGACGGUUGCGAAAAGGUACAAUCCAAAUCCUUGGAUGAAAAAGGAUUGCCGAUCGAGUCGAUCGUAGCACCGCCUACAGCGUUUAAGUUGCGACCGAGUCUCGGUUCCGCUUUCCAGAUCCUUCAACAGGCCAGCCCCAGCAGCCAAGACGUGUCACUAGUGCCCCCCGACUUCGAGAAUAACUAGCCCCCCGUUUUAUGUGUCGUCGUCGAUUGUCGGUAUGUCGAGUGGUUGACGCAAGUUUAUCUGUGAUUUUUAGGGUGUAAGAAUAAAUUUACAUUACGCAGAGCCAGGAAACGAUACCUUGUUGGCUCUUGAAAAUUUGUCUUGUUAGAUGGAACACUCGGUGAGAUUAUUUUGGGUUCUGGUAACGUAGAACAAAAUAUAGAUUCAAAUAAACCCAGGUCUCAUAAUGCUUGUGCAACCGCAAUACACCCGUGGUUCAAACAAAUUUGGGCUGCAUAUCGGUAGAUUGUCGUGUUUAAUGGGCGGUAAUAGGGAAAGCUAUAAGUAGAUCGACGGUUAAAAACAGACAAAAUGUCAAUUGCUGAUUAGUUGUUUACAUUAAUAAACUUCAAAACCAUCUAGAUGCGACCUCCAGCCACACUAGUGCUCUGCCUAGCAGAAGCGAAAUUGGGCAUUGAUGUCAUUUGAAAAACCUCGUAAGUUAGCACUAAGUGAAGUAUGGAUUAGCCGAGCUUGCUAGAUAAUAUUCGAAUGGACCCUUAUGAAAAUUUUGAACACCUUGAUAUUCAUUGAAAGAAUUGGCAUAUGUCAAAGAGGUUGUGCUAAGGAGAGCUGCGUUCGUAAAUUGCUACAGAGUGUACUUUGUAACAAUUUUAGCGUUCGAAAUUGUUUGACAUAUCAUUAGUUUGUCACUACAUGACUCUGUAAUAAUCUAGCCGUUCUAAAAAUAAUUAUUACAGUAUUCCAGAGUAAAUUUCAUCUGUCAUUCUACAUUCCAUUAUUGUGUACGGUAUCACGUUACCAAGUGUCGAUAGCGAGCGAUAUAGUCUAAUCAUAUUAGAGGAAAAUACCACUGAUUUGCGAAAUAAUUGUAAAGUCUGGUUUUAUUGCUGCAAGUAGGAUGUAUUCAAAACAUGGACGCAUAAAAUGGGUACACCAAUUUUUGUAGGAAAAUUUUUUAUUCGACAACAAAGAAUGAGAAAACGUGUUUUUUGGGAUUCAAUCGAAACUGUUGGCUGGAACGAAAAAACUCUUCAUAUAAGAUUUUUAGGUAUGAGACCACACCUUACAAAGAAUUUCAAGUAGUUGCGUGAAAUUAUCGUCGCAUUACCAACAAGUUCCAAAACCUGCAUUUUGGCUCGGUUUUCGGCCAUAACAUUUUUGCUAUUUGUCGGAUCUUUUUACGUGUGGUCUCAUUUUGUUGGUCUCAUGAAUACCUAAAUACCUUAUUUGAAGAAUUUUUCGGUUUCUGACAACGCUUUCGAUUAAAUCCCAAAAAACACGUUUCCUCGUUCUUUGUUGACGAAUAAAAUGUUUUCCACAAAAAUUGGUGUACCCAUUUUAUGCGUCCAUAUUUUAAAUACCCCCUUGAACAACUUGCACCAAUAAAACCAGACUUUUCAAUUACUUCGGGGAAAUUUGCUAGUAUUAUUAGACUAGUAUUCAGACACUGAGCUAAGCUGUACUUCAUGCAGUGCUAGUUCUUAGCAACUAGAUGCAACUUGACUUGAGUGUAACCAUUCAGUCAGAAUCUUUUGGAGCAUUGCUGUUAUUCUUUUCUGAAGAAAUUGGUUUUUGGUAACUUUUCUCUGGACCUCUUUCGAGUUAUAACCGACUUUUAGUAUAAAAAACCCUAAAAAUAGCCAUUUUCGAUAAUUAAAAAAAUAAUUUUAGAGGUUGUCAAUUGUCUAAAUAUCAAAGCCUAUGAACUACAUUUGAAGUAUUGGUUUAUUGAGGUAUUGCAAGUGGUAUGGGAUCUGGGCGUUGCUGUUGAAUAGUCUCAAGACUUUCGAUGGUCAAAAUUGUCAAUUAUAUUUUUGUAGGAUCUUUUAUGCCGGCAUUCUGAAUAGUUUGAAAUAGAUGUUAAUUCAUGUUUCAUAAAAACUAUGUAGCAAACUGAAAACUGCGAACGCUUUUAAUUUUUUCUUUACAUGGGUAAACAUGUAGCCAUCACUGGGAUCGAGGACGACUUUAUAUAUUUUUACAAUUAUUUUUCAUAAAUAUGUUGAUCCUACUGUCUCCUUUUUUAUACUAUUGUAAGAAUAAAAAUAUUUAUGGUCUA